AUGCCAGCUACAGCAAAAGAAGAAGAAGAGGAGGCGGAACAAGAACUCGGAAAUCAGCUGUCAAAAAAGUAACGCUAGUUAAAGUGUAUACAACGUAUGAGAAAGAGAGAUGUCCCGAGCUUGCGUACAGCACUGACUGAACACAGCCGCGAAGAUGCCUGCAGUGUCCACCGAAGUCAAGGAGCUGUAUCUGUGCACCUCGUUGGGUGACCUCAAUAAAAAGGCUGAAAUUAAGGCGGAUAAGACGAGCACCAGAAGCUAUGUUCAGAGUGCCUGCAAAAUCUUCAAGGCGGCAGAGGAGUGCCGUCUGGACAGAGAUGAGGAGAAAGCUUAUGUGCUGUACAUGAAGUAUUUAACAGUUUAUGACAUCAUUAAGAAAAGACCGGACUUCAAGCAGCAACAGGAUUAUUAUUUGACCAUGCUGGGGCCAAACAGCUUUAAGAAAGCCAUUGAAGAAGCUGAGAAGCUCUCUGAAAGCCUUAAACUCAGGUAUGAGGAAGUUGAGGUUCGCAAAAAACUUGAGGAGAGGGAGAGACAAGAGGAGAAGAAAAGGAGGGAGGAAAUAUCAGAGAAAGAUGGUCAAGGCUCUCCAAAAGCAUCAUCAGCAAACAAGGACAGCAAAAAAGUGAAAGGAGAGCAGAAUGAACUGAAGAAUGCAACAUCAAAGGCUGUGCUGCCAGCUGGUGGGAUCACAGCUGAGAAACUGUUCCACAUGAUGAAGGACCAGGCAAUUACAUUAAUUGUCAUGGAUGCCCGCAGCCAGAAGGACUUUGAGGAGUCUCACAUUCAGGUCCCAGCCCAGACCUGCAUCAGCGUGCCUGCAGAAGCCAUUAGCCCAGGAAUCACUGUGAAUCAGAUUGAGACAAAGCUGCCAGAUGUGUCCAAAGAGCAUUGGAAGCAGCGGGGAUUUACAGAUUAUAUUAUUUUGCUGGACUGGUUCAGUUCUGUCACAGACCUUGCACUGGGCACCACCUUGCAGAGCCUCAAAGAUGCCUUGUAUAAGUGGGACAGCAUCACCAUUCUGCGUAGUGAGCCACUGGUGCUGGAGGGGGGCUACGAGAACUGGCUGUUGUUUUAUCCCAUGUACACAACCAAUGCUAAAGUUCGUCCCCCUAGACAGAAUAUAAUCAGCGCCACCCCUCAGUUGAACUUCAGCUACCCAUCUCUAGAGGAACCAAAGCCUCUGACCCCACCUCAGCCAGAGCCUGAGAUCACACCUGAGCCUCAGGAACCCUCAGCUCCUGUGCUGGUGAAUGGGGUUGCACCAGCCGACCCCCCCACAUCUAAAACUUCCAUGAUUACAGAUGGGUUGUCAGACACUAUUGAUUCAUCUGUCACAAGCUCUACAAGUUCUGAACAAGACCUCAAUAAAAAGGGCACUGCGGUAGGCGCAUCACAGUCACCUGCAAGAGCCAAGCCCUUCCCACAGUUUGACCGUACCCAGAAACCCUCUGUCUGGGUGUCUGAUGAGUCUCGGCUGAGUCCGAAUGGGUCAGUCAAGGACUCCACCCAAAAUGGCCCAGCUGUCCCUGACCGAUCAGUCAAACCACCGUUUAUGCCCAACACGUCUCUGUCUAAAGAAGAGCAAAGUCAAAUACACUCUGAGGCAGUGGCAGUGAUGGAGAAGGCCAGGCAAGAGCAUGAAAAACGCAUCCAGGAGCGUCGUUUAGAGGAGGAGAGGAGGGACAAGGAACAGAAGGAGAAGGAGUUGAAAGAAAGGCUAGAAAGGGAAGAAAGUGAGAAGAGAAAAAAGGAAGAGGAGGAGAAAAGACACCAAGAGAAAAAGAAACUGGAAAGGCAGAAGGCCGAAGAGCAGGAAGACAAAGAGAACAAGGCAUCGGAGGAAAAAGAGAGAAAGGGAAAGGAGCAGAACUCUGACACACCCUCCAAGAGUAUGUCUCUGGAUUCCCCUGCUCCCAACCACAUUGUUAGUGAAAUAAAAAGGGAGCCACUGACCAGAGCGAGGAGUGAGGAGAUGGGUAGGAGUGUACCAGGCCUUCCAGAUGGUUGGAUGAAGUUUCUUGACACGGUGACAGGGACCUAUCGAUACUACCAUUCCCCAACGAACCGUGUACACCUGUACCCUCCUGAGGUCACUGUUCCCCAUACCCCACCCUCCACACCACCAACAGUCAAACAGAAGCCAUCACGACCAGCUGAGCCAGACGCCAACCGUGAACGAGAGCAGGAACAGUCUAAACUGAAACGCUCCUACUCUUCUCCUGAUAUCAGCCAGGACCUGAGAGAGGAGACCCAGAAGAAGGCCACUGCCCCGACCACUGCUGCUGUCAUACCCACCAUCAAUAGGGACACCAAACCUGUCAGUGCUAAAGUCUAUUCUAAAGUGGAGAUUGCACGGCCUUCAGCUGCCAAAAUUCGCAACCUGAAUCCUACAUUUGGAGGUUUGGGUGCCUCACUGACUGGUCUUCGUAACCUGGGAAACACAUGCUACAUGAACUCCAUCUUGCAGUGUUUGUGUAACACUCCUGCAAUGGCUGACUACUUCAACAACAAUUGCUACCUGGAGGACAUCAACAGGUACAACAUCCUUGGCCAUAAAGGGGAGGUGGCGGAGGAGUUUGGUGUGAUCAUGAAGGCCCUGUGGAGUGGUCUGUACAAAUGCAUCAGCCCACGGGAUUUCAAGAUCACCAUAGGCAAGAUCAAUGAGCAGUUUGCUGGCUAUGACCAGCAAGACUCCCAGGAGCUGCUGCUGUUCCUCAUGGAUGGGCUCCAUGAGGACCUUAACAAGGCGGAUAACAGGAAGCGUUACAAGGAGGAGGAAAAUGACCAUCUGGAUGAUCAGACAGCAGCUGACCUGGCCUGGAGCAAGCACAAGCUGCUGAAUGAGUCCAUCAUUGUAGCACUGUUCCAGGGACAGUUCAAGUCCACUGUGCAGUGUCUGACCUGUCACUGCAAGUCACGGACUUUUGAGACCUUUAUGUACCUCUCCCUGCCUCUGGCCUCCACCAGCAAAUGCUCCCUGCAGGAUUGUCUGAGGCUUUUCUCCAAGGAAGAGAGGCUGACUGACAACAACAAAGUGUUCUGCAGACACUGCAAAGCCCACAGAGAUUCCACCAAGAAACUGGAGAUCUGGAAGGUCCCACCCAUUCUCCUGGUGCACUUAAAACGGUUCUCCUAUGAGGGUAGAUGGAAGCAGAAGCUGCAGACAUCUGUGGACUUCUCCCUAGACAGUCUGGAUCUAGCCCAGUACGUCAUUGGACCCAAACAGAACCUGAAGAGAUACAGCCUUUACGGAGUUUCUAACCACUAUGGCGGUUUAGAUGGUGGACAUUACACAGCCUACUGUAAGAAUGCUUCCAGACAGCGCUGGUACAAGUUUGAUGACCACGAGGUGUCUGAAAUCUCCACCUCAUCUGUCAAAUCCUCUGCAGCCUACAUCCUGUUUUACUCCACCCUGUAAUGGAGCUGCAGUUUAUGAAGAGAGAACGCUACACCAGAGCAGCAACACUCAAGCCUUGAGGUUGUUUUUUUUUUUCUUUCAAAAAUCACAGCUCUGUGGACCUGGCGUACCCACUGCGGGUAAACAAGUCAUGUGUGUACAUGAGGAUGCACUUGAGCAAGUGACUACGAGAUCCUGUCUGUUCCAGAUUGGAGAAUGGUGCGAGCACACUGUGCAGUGCUUCAGCUACUAGAAGACCCUAUAGCUGUUUAAAACAUGCUGUCUGUUCAUAUUACUGGUCAUCUAGUGAUUAAACAGAUGCUCCUAUUACUCUGACUCCUAUACCAUGAUGAUCGUGUUGUAGGGCUGACAGCUGGUUCAGAUGCUCUUCAUCAUUUGCGAUAAGCUCAGUGUUGAAAGCCCUAUCACAGAACUGAUUGUCAGCUUUCCUGUACUAUGUAUACACCAGGGUUAACAGUUAGAUGGCAUGUACAUACAUACCAAUGCUGAUGUUGCACAUUCAGAAAUGUAAAUACUCGAAGGCAAGGUGUUGAUCUGUUAAGUGACCAAAUUAUUAUAAUUUUUUAAGGUAGCAGCUGUCAUAGUAUCACCUUAUUCAUAAAGACAAACCAUGUGUUUUAGGGGUAAUCUAUAGCCUUCUGAAGUUUAACAUGAUCUUUAAGUGUUGAAUUUUACAGGAGAGCAUUGAGAUUGUUGCUUGUUCGCAUUAGGCACAUUCUUGCACUUAUACAAUAUGCAGUCAUUUUAAGUUGUUUAUGUGGAACACUUUGUUUAACAGCAGACAUUAAAACCCGACUCCGAAUGCUUUGAAACCAUGCUGAUGCUGAGAUCCAUCAUGAUUGGUCCAGCCAGUAACAGAAAAUCCUACCUGCUUCUAUAAAGUUUGUUGUAAAAUGUUUGUGUUAAUCAUGCUUAACUCUUUUCCUUAUAUUAUUAUAUUCAAACAAAAACUAUAUAGAGGAUAAGUUGGCAUAUUCCUUGGAUUAUAAUGGUGAUACUGGUUUUGUUUCUGGGAGGCUGGAAUUCUGAUUUGAUUUAAGUAGUUUCUGUCUUCAGUACUGACCUGGGAGAAUAGAAAGACGGGAGAAAUUAACCUUACUGGCACACACCCACACACGAGUGUGUUAUUGUCACCAUUUGCUGUCCAACUGAUCACUGACCAGACAAGCACAAAUUAUACUGAUAUUUUCUUUCCUGAAUGGACCAGAGAUCUGAGGUGGUAGGAUUUGAUUCUCUGCUUUCUGAGUACAGUCUUAUUGCCUAGCAUGAGAUCAUAAUCUGUUUUCUUUUCACUUGUACGUGUUGAUUUUAUUUCUUAUGCUCUUAAAAAAAUUGCUUCUGACAUAACGAUUAUAUUAAUCACAAACAACUCAUACGACUAUUUAUUAAAACUGCUUCAAGUUA
Molecule: messenger RNA, 4825 nt
Organism: Monopterus albus (swamp eel)
Lineage: Eukaryota; Metazoa; Chordata; Actinopteri; Synbranchiformes; Synbranchidae
Gene: usp8
Product: ubiquitin specific peptidase 8
Exons: 19
Coding region: 155-3421 (1088 amino acids)
Biological process (GO): protein deubiquitination
Molecular function (GO): cysteine-type deubiquitinase activity
Source: RefSeq, a predicted model, not a curated record